Molecule: messenger RNA, 2398 nt
Organism: Zymoseptoria tritici IPO323
Lineage: Eukaryota; Fungi; Ascomycota; Dothideomycetes; Mycosphaerellales; Mycosphaerellaceae
Product: glycogen synthase
Exons: 4
Coding region: 230-2398 (722 amino acids)
Biological process (GO): glycogen biosynthetic process
Cellular component (GO): cytoplasm
Molecular function (GO): alpha-1,4-glucan glucosyltransferase (UDP-glucose donor) activity
Source: RefSeq, a predicted model, not a curated record
AAUUGCUGCUUCAUUCAGCUGUCGCUCCCGUCUCUCUCCCACACCUCAACACACCCCAGCUUGGCAUUGCUCCGGCGGCACCACCGAAUACCUCACUAGACCAGGGAGCUCUUGACUUCUUCCUCAUCGCAGAGCACGCACACUUCGACGACCCUCUCUCGCACGCCAUCCUUUUCUCCCUAACACCACCACCCGCUUUCAUCCACCCUCACACCGCUACACCGCCGCAAUGGGUGAACCACAGCACCGCGACGUGCGCAACCAUGUGCUCUUCGAAAUCGCUACCGAGGUCGCCAACCGUGUCGGAGGUAUCUACAGCGUGCUGAAGUCGAAAGCACAAGUCACCACCGCAGAAUAUGGCUCCAUGUACACCCUGCUCGGUCCUCUCAACCGCGCUUCGGCCGCCGUCGAGGUCGAAGAAAUCGAGCCAAGAGAUCCCGCCAUGAUCAACACCAUCAAGAGCAUGAAUGACAGGGGAAUCAAGACACUGUACGGAAGAUGGCUGAUUGAUGGUGCUCCUCGUGUGUUGCUCUUCGACACCAGCACGGGUUACUACAAGCUGGACGAGUGGAAGGGCGAUCUUUGGUCGACGGCUGGCAUUCCCAGCCCGCCAGAUGAUCACGAGACGAACGAGGCCAUUGUGUUUGGAUAUCUCAUUGCGUGGUUCUUGGGCGAGUACGUCUACCACGAGAAGGAAAGGGCUGUCAUUGCACAGUUCCACGAGUGGCUGGCCGGUGUUGCUCUCCCCUUGUGUAAGAAGCGCAAGAUUGAUGUGACUACCAUCUUCACCACCCACGCUACCCUUCUCGGACGCUACCUCUGCGCCGGCUCCGUCGAUUUCUACAACAACCUGCAGUACUUUGACGUGGACGCCGAGGCUGGAAAGCGUGGUAUCUACCACCGAUACUGCAUCGAGCGUGGUGCCGCUCACAGCGCUGAUGUGUUCACCACCGUCAGCCAUAUCACGGCAUACGAGAGUGAGCACCUGCUCAAGCGGAAACCUGAUGGCGUCCUUCCCAACGGUCUGAACGUGAAGAAGUUCUCCGCUACCCACGAGUUCCAAAACUUGCACCAGGUCAACAAGGAGCGCAUUACUGAGUUCAUUCGAGGACACUUUUACGGUCACAAUGAUUUCGAUCCCGACAAGACGCUGUACCUCUUCACCGCUGGUCGCUACGAAUACCGGAAUAAGGGCGUGGACAUGUUCAUCGAGUCGCUGGCUCGGUUGAAUCACCGAAUGAAGAGCGCGGGGUCGGAUAUGACAGUCGUUGCAUUCAUCAUCAUGCCCGCGCAAACCACAUCUCUUGCUGUUGAGGCAUUGAAGGGACAGGCUGUGAUCAAAUCUCUGCGCGAUUCCGUUGAUCACAUCGAGAAGAGUGUGGGCAAGAAGCUUUUCGAGAAGGCUCUUGCAUGGCACGAGGGUGCUGAGGUGCCUGACGAGAAGGACCUCAUCACGGCUCAGGACAAGAUCAUGCUGAGGAGACGCCUCUUCGCCAUGAAGCGCAACACUCUUCCACCGAUCGUCACGCACAAUUUGGUCAACGAUGCCGAGGACCCGAUUCUCAACCAGAUCCGUCGCUGCCAGCUUUUCAACCACCCAUCCGAUCGUGUCAAGGUUAUUUUCCACCCCGAGUUCUUGUCCUCCGGCAACCCGGUCCUCCCAAUGGACUACGACGAUUUCGUCCGCGGUACGCAUAUGGGUGUUUUCAGCUCAUACUACGAGCCGUGGGGCUACACUCCCGCCGAGUGUACCGUCAUGGGUGUUCCGUCCAUCACCACCAACUUGUCCGGAUUUGGAUGCUACAUGGAGGAACUGAUCGAAAAUGCUCAAGACUACGGCAUCUACAUCGUCGACCGCAGGAUGAAGGGUGUCGAUGACUCCGUCAAUCAACUCGCGGAGUUCAUGUACCAAUUCACACAAAAGAGCAAGCGUCAACGCAUCAACCAGCGUAAUCGCACGGAGCGAUUGAGCGAUCUGCUCGACUGGAAGAGGAUGGGCAUGGAAUACGUGAAGGCGAGACAAUUGGCUUUGAGGAGAGCGUACCCGGAUAGCUUCGACAGCGCGACGGAUGACGAGCCCGGUUUCUUCGACGGCACCGAGAGCAUGAAGAUUUCGAGGCCUUUGUCUGCGCCUGGUAGCCCGAGGGAGAGAAGCGGCAUGAUGACUCCUGGUGACUUUGCUUCGCUGCAAGAAGGGCGGGAAGGAUUGAGCACGGAGGAUUACAUUGCGUGGAAGUUGCCCGAGGAGGAAGAGCCGGAAGACUACCCCUUCCCACUCACGCUCAAGACGAAAAAGGGCGACGGAUCCGGCGCCACGACACCCACCAUGACUAACGGGAAUGGCAAUGUUGCGUUGCCGGAUCGGGGCGUGUUGGCGAGUGCGAGUACGAUUCAGUAG